This is a messenger RNA of Pediculus humanus corporis (human body louse), 1041 nucleotides long. RefSeq names its product UDP-glucose 4-epimerase, putative. Gene Ontology annotation, cellular component: cytosol. Gene Ontology annotation, molecular function: UDP-glucose 4-epimerase activity. NCBI's taxonomy places the organism in Eukaryota, Metazoa, Arthropoda, Insecta, Psocodea, Pediculidae. The coding region runs from base 1 to 1041 and encodes 346 amino acids. The record is from RefSeq and is a predicted model, not a curated record. The transcript is spliced from 9 exons. Gene Ontology annotation, biological process: beta-D-galactose catabolic process via UDP-galactose, Leloir pathway.
AUGACUCGAUCUUGGACGGUGUUGGUGACUGGAGGAGCUGGCUUCGUCGGUGCACACACCGUCAUACCCAUGCUAAAUCACGGUUACAACGUUAUCGUUUUAGAUAAUCUCCCGUCGGCGAAAAAACCGGAAGUUUUGAAAAGGAUCGAACACAUAACGAAUAGGGAAAUUUUAUUUUACAACGUGGAUUUGGGGGAUCGUGACGCUUUGUUUUCCAUUUUCAAUAAGCAUUCCAUUGAUUGCAUUAUACAUUUUGCUGCGCUCAAAGCCGUCGGAGAAUCAUGCGAAAAACCUUUAGAAUAUUAUAAAAACAACGUCAUAGGAUCGAUUAAUCUUUUAGAGGCUAUGAAAGCUCACAACGUUAAGAAAAUUGUUUAUUCGUCUUCGGCGACAAUUUACGGUACACCCAAAUCCCUACCCAUCAAAGAGGAUCAUCCCACCGGUCAGAAUUUGACUAAUCCGUAUGGUAAAACGAAAUUUUUCGUCGAAGAAAUGAUGAAAGAUUUAUGCGGGAGCGACGGGAGUUGGUCCGUCAUAUCUCUAAGGUAUUUCAAUCCCGUGGGAGCUCAUUCGUCGGGACGAUUGGGAGAAGAUCCGAUGGGAAUUCCGAAUAAUUUGAUGCCUUUUAUUUCGAAAGUCGCAGUUGGAAAAUUGGAAAAAUUGAAGGUUUUCGGAAACGAUUACAACACACACGACGGAACCGGUGAAAGAGAUUACAUACACAUAGAAGAUUUAGCGGAAGGACAUUUGAAAGCGUUGAACAAGUUGGAAGAAUCCUCAGGUUUAGGUUUUAAGGCAUACAAUUUGGGAACCGGAAACGGUUACACCGUUUUAGAAGUCAUCGAAACAUUUAAAAACGUAUCGGGACGCGACAUAAAAUACGAAAUAGUCGGGAGGAGAGCGGGUGACAUUGAUUCGAGUUACGCGGAUCCAACGUUGGCAAGAAAAGAAUUGAACUGGUCGGCGAAAAGGACUUUGGUCGACAUGUGUUACGACACGUGGCGAUGGCAAUCUCAAAAUCCGGAUGGAUUUAGGUCUUAA